ACUUUUUAUCGAAUCCGGGUGAGCCCAGAACCUGGGAAAUCGCACGCGCAAUUCAGUUCCCCCCUCCUGCCGUUGCCAGGGUUGCAGUUGGCUCGAGGACUGAAUCGGUUAUAACUGCUGCUGCGGGCUCCCAGCAGGCUGAGGGGCCCAAGAGAGGACUCUCCCUCGACUUCUCCCGCCUGGCCUUGAAGCUUACCUCCAAGAUGAAGAAGAUUUUCAACUUCUGCAAGAAGGACCAAUCUCCAUCUAGCCCCUCCAUCAAGCUGCCGAGUUACUUCGCUGUCGGAACACCAGACCUCACCCCAGGAUACCUGAUCCAGGACAAGGAUCUCGGGAAGCUCCACAAAGCUGCCUCGAUCGGAGAUGUGGCGAAAAUGCAGCAGUUGCUGCUGCUCGGAAAGAACAAUGUGAAUGAUCUGGAUAAAGUGAAGCGAACACCUCUUCACCUGGCCUGUGCUAAAGGAUAUCCAGAUAUUGUAUCUCUUUUAGUAGAGAGAAAAUGCAAAGUAGACCUGCAGGACAAAGACAGUCUAACACCUUUAAUCAAGGCAGUACUGUGUCAUCAAGAGGAAUGUGCAACAAUCUUGCUCAAACAUGGUGCAGACCCUAAUCUUGGGGACCACAACAACAAUACUGCACUUCACUAUGCUGCCUUUGAUCAGAACGUAGCCAUGGCAGAAAAACUACUUACCUAUAAAGCUGAUAUUGAAGCAAAAAACAAGGAAGGCUUUACACCAUUUAUGUUUGCAGUUAUGAAAAGGAGCUAUGAACUAGUAGAACUUCUCUUAAAGAUGGGAGCAAAUGUGAAUGCCACGGAUAACACUAAAAGAACAUCCCUCAUGAUUGCUAUCAGUAUGGAAUCAAUGGGCAUAGUCAAUCUUCUUUUUCAAAAUAAUGUUGAUACCACGUGUGAAGAUGAAGAUGGAUGGACAGCUGAGAAGUAUGCUAAGCAUUUUCGUUAUCCUCUACAUAUUUAUCACUCUCUAAUUGAUGAACAAAAACUACAGAAGGAACUUUAUCAGCCUUGUUCACCCCAAAUUAGCUGUUCAGAAAAGACUUCUGGUAUUCGAUUUGGUUUGGGUGGAUCUGCCUUGGACAAAGAAGGUAGAACUGACAAACCCAAAUAAACAGUUAAUUAAAAAUAAUGAAGAGCAGUCUUAAAAUUC
Sarcophilus harrisii (Tasmanian devil) is the source of this 1166-nucleotide messenger RNA. Its product is annotated as ankyrin repeat domain-containing protein 7. The transcript is spliced from 7 exons. The record is from RefSeq and is a predicted model, not a curated record. The coding region runs from base 204 to 1127 and encodes 307 amino acids. Lineage: Eukaryota; Metazoa; Chordata; Mammalia; Dasyuromorphia; Dasyuridae. Gene Ontology annotation, molecular function: protein binding.